Molecule: messenger RNA, 1971 nt
Organism: Symbiodinium sp. CCMP2456
Lineage: Eukaryota; Dinophyceae; Suessiales; Symbiodiniaceae
Source: the annotation of a GenBank genome assembly
AUGACUUCAGCGAUGCAGCUGACCAUCACCAUCCCGGAUAAUGCUGCACCGGGAUCGGUGCUGUCGAUCCCGGUGAAAGGUCGAGCAGAGAACGUGAAGGCUCGGGUGCCAGAGGGCAUGGGGCCCGGCGACACCCUGGUUCUGACACAAAUAGCCGGCACAGAUGAGUGGGUUGAAGAGUCUGUGCUGAAGCAGGAGGAGCAGGCUGCUGCCAACGCAGUGUUCGGUGAUGAGGCCCAGCCCGCACCAUCGUCUUUGGUUCCUCCUGGCAUUGUCCUUCCAGAGGAGGCCGAUCUCGAACCCCUUGUGCCCAGUGGGCCCGUGGCGCAUACCGUGCGCUUGGAAACCACGGUCGGCGUCAUUGAUAUCAUCGUGCGCCCCGAUUGGGCACCCUACGGGGCACGCCGGUUUCUGCAGCUGGUGUAUUGCCGCGAACUCGACGGCCUCGCCUUUUACAGGUCUGUGAAAGGCUGCCUGGCGCAGUUCGGGCUCCCCGCGCGAAGGCUCUGGCCGCCUUUGCCCGACGACCCACCAACGGGCGUCCCCUUCCUUCUGGGCGCCGUGUGCUUUGCUGCAGCAGGCGAGAGCUCGCGGAAGUCGACGCUCUUCAUCUGUACUGGGGACAUGUCACACUGUUUCGGGCAAAGUGCCUGGGAGACGCCCAUUGGUGCCGUGGCGGAAGCUUCCCUUGAUGUGUUGGAUCGGAUCGAAAGUUGCUAUGGCGACAUUGCGGAGUGCGGCGGGCUCGGCCCUGAUGCGGGCCGUAUUCACGCAGAGGGCAAUGCCUACCUGCGAUCGCAUUUCCCCAAGCUGACCUACAUUGAGCAAGCCAGAUGUCUGGACUGGCCUCGACCGCUGUCGCCUGGCGCAGGCCAAACCGACCUUGCCCAGGACAGGCCCGGUCCGGCUCAGUCUGCGCAGGCAAAUGGGCCCGGCGGACCAUCUUUGGGCCUCCCCUUCGAGGGUCCUCCGGGCAGCGCCGCCACAGGUGGAGCCGUCGCAGCCCCGAUGGGCAGAGGCAGCGCGCUGCCAACAGCCACAGUCGUGAACGGCCAGCCGCGGAUCCAGCCCAACUCAGGCACCAGCACGGUCACCAUCAACACGCUUCCAGGUCAGGCGACACUACCUCCCUCUGGAUGCAGCGCAGGAAAGCCGGCAAUGCCGAUGGUGGGAAAUGUCUCUGUGCCGCCCUACAAUCCAGUCGGUCAGCAGUCCUGCUUUCAGCAACAAGCGAACCAACAAGUGCAGAUGCUGCUCACCAAGGCAGCAGCGAUGAAUCCAGAGGCUGCCCCAGUGACCACCUCCAGCUCGUGCCAGCUCUUGCCAACUGCGACCGGGCGCAGCGGCUCCUACGUCCCGCCGCCGGUGUUCACGACUUCGGCGUCCUACACGCCGCCGCCGGUUAUGACCUCUACUACAGGCUCUUGGGUUCCUCCUCCGCGGCCGCUAGGGCCGCUGACGGUGGGCUCUCCGAGUUCUCUGCCGGCCUUGGGUCCCCCCCUGGGGCAGCCCUUGGGUCAAGCGAUGGCGCAUACCGUGGGUAGCUCCGCCUCCCCACUGCCACUAGGGCACUGUGCUGGGCCAGGUGGGUGCAAUCCCCGCCCCUUCUCGACUGGAGGUGCUGCUCCUGCAGGUGUCAUGCCGUUUGGUGGCCCUUGCCCAUGUGGUGGGAGUCUACCAGCGCCCUCCUUUCCCAGCGUGUGCGGGGGCUGCGGCAUGCCGCCUGUCCCUGGCCUGGAGGGCAACCCAUGGAACUUCCGAGGUCUGCAGGUGCCACAGUUGCCGAUGCCGACGCUUCAAGCUCCCCAGAUGCCGGGUUUCGGUCCGCCAGUUCGACCCGAUGCGACGCAUCCGCUGGGCAUGGCCCCGCCUGGCCCCUUUCCUGGUGCGGGAUUUCCUCCCGGCGUGAUGCCUGGCUCUCCUGGCGUGAUGGCGGGAGGACUGGCAGCACCGUCACCCUCCCGGCCGUAG